AUGUAUCGGAGGUGGGAACUACUUCCUUAUCUACUCAGGUGGUGAGGUCUCAGCUUUGGGUAUCACAACCUUACUAUAAUGGGGAAUGAGGCAUUGUGAACCCAAUUUGUAUGCUUUAUGUUGAACUUGUAGAUGAAAUAUGCUCUGGAUCUCACUGCUGAGCUGUUUCCGCUGACAGUAUGAAACUGACAGGAGUCAGGAUCCACUAUAAUCCAACAUACGGCACAGGGUGAAUGAAUAUAGUAGAGAACGGUCUGCUAUAAAUAGGAAGGGUGAGACAGGGGGUUUUAACGAGUCUUAGAAUGGUCAGCUAUUAAAGUAGAAUUAUGUGAGACUACUUGGAAAAUCUGUCCACCACAUUGUGGCAGAAAGAGAUGGGAGAUAGACAUUAGGCAUGAGAAUGGAAGUAAAAGCUAGAAACGGGUAAAUGAGGCCAUGGGUUUUUAGAGGCUAAAAUCGCUAAAUGUUAAACAAGCACAGCAAAUAAAAACCUCACACAAUGCUACAGAACCUAUUCAUCCUUUUAAAAAUGAAUUUGCACCAUCCCGCUUUGAACUCUUUCCUUUAACAUUGAAGAAAUAAAGAGCAAGUUGUAAAUUCACUUUUUUAUAGUUGCAGGCUCAGAUGUACCUGCUACACGAAUGUUGAACCCUUCCCAUGGCUUUCGUGGUAUUGGGGGCUUAGUCACAGAGGGUAAAAAGCCAGUAACACAGGCUGAGAGAUCUUCUAUGGCAGGAAUGAUCAAAUUUCAUGGUCUUACCACUAUUUGUUUCUCUCAUUUUUUAUUUAUUAAUACAUGGUUAAAUAUAAAAAGAAUAUUCCAGCAGUACGGGUACAUAAGUAUAAAGGAGCAAAAAAUCUGACCGAAUAUACAAAGAAAAAGGAAAUACUUUUCCUAAUAUUCUUAGAACACUAAUAAAUUGGAACCAAAUGGAAUCCUAACAUUUUUAUUUACCACAGCAGUGGAACAUGGAUGUUCAUGAACAGCACAGAGGGGUUUGGUAUUAAAUUCUUCAAAUAAAAAAAUAUGUAAGACAUCUCGGUGCCAAUCAACACAUUGAUAGCGAAGAUAAAAACCAAAAAAUCUAAAAUAGUUAGAGAGUUCUUUGCUUCUCUUGAAGGUUCCAUCCAUCUUUAGUCUCAGAAGGCAAAUGGGAUUCAACUUUUAUGGAUAUAUCGUACAUUGUGUAUAAGGGUGGCAUAUGUUGAAAUGGGCCCUUUGAUUCCUGAUAGUAAACGUGAUCACUAACAGAAUACAUACAGAUUUUUUUUUUCCUUAUUCAUCACAUGAGGAAUUGAUAUAGAACAUCUGGAAACUAUAAUGAUGCAAUCUGGAUGUUUGUAACAGAACAAAAAUAUGUAUUACACUUGGUUUGGUUCCCUUUCAACUGGAUUCUCUCCGUGCAAAAUCUAAAAGAACAAAUCUUCCUGAAUACAAGACUUUAUUAAAUAAGGUAUGUCAAAUUAUCAUUUUUAUGUUACUGCCGCUGUUGUACUUUGUUUGCUAACUCCUGUUAUAGACGUUUGGUAUAAUUCAUUGUCCACGACUUAAUCUUUAAAUGUUUGACACGCAUAAGUCAGAAUCUUUCAAUGUGCAGUUAGCUGCUGUACAUUGUGUGAAACAGACCCAGCAAACAAAGUAUGGGAUUUCCAUAAAUAAGUCGUACAUAUGGUCUAUGUAGAGAAGAUUGUGAUAUUAUUGAGCCGUGUGACAAAGUCUCUCUCUCUUGCAAGAGUAACUAUUCUGAUACACGGUGAUAGUACGUCCCCUUUACUUCCACCUAUGGUGGCCAAUUAGAAUUUCAAUAAUUGUGUGGACAUUUGCUUAGCAUGUUUUUGAUUAUGGGGACAUAAAGCUACUGGAAAAAAGGAAGCAGGGGCUUGGGGGGGUUUCACACCUGGAAAAUGCAUAUUUCAGUAGUGGUGCAGACAUAAAGACCAAAAUAAAUACAAAAAAAUACAGUAUAAGGAACAGUACACACACAAAAUACAGUUUUACAUUUUACAAGGCUACUUACAAACACCUAUCUUAGCAAAUCAAUAUGUAAUUUAGUUACACCAUAUGACCAUAUUCGGUAUAUAUAUAUUUUUUUUGGUAUAUAUCGGUGGGUCCUACACUAAUUUCAACAUGGGAGGUUAAAAUGCUAACUGCUAUACUUGCUGCUUAAACUGCUUCCAAAGACUCUCCAGAAAUGUAUGCUGUCCUGUGAUCACCAGUAAAAGGGCAUUUAGAGUAGAAGAGUAGGUUUGCUCAACCUAAUACAAACAUAUAUAAAAUAUAACACACGUGCUCCCCAUUGUGUAAACAGAUAUAAAAUAGAUUUACCCUUAUUAACAUACUACACCAUUUUUAUGUCUUUAUCUGUCCUUUUUUGUAGAUUGUAUUUUCUUUGUAUUUUAUUAAGAAGAAGAUUGAAGGAAUAUUCCUACAAUCUUCUUAAUAAAAUACAAAGAAAAUACAAUCUACAAAAAAGGACAGAUAAAGACAAAAAUAUGGUGUAGUAUGUUUAAAACACCACAAGUAGGCUAAUAUGAAUUGCACUCACAGAGUGGAAUUAUAAUGCAGACAUAUAGAGGUCUUUAAAAUUCAGUGGAGAUCAAAUAUUCUUCCUGUUCAACCUUAAUGCAGAGGGAGAGACACAGGAGACAUAGUGCACCAGUAAAAUGAAUGACAUAAAUUUUAUUCAAAUUGCACUCAUAGGAUUUGUUGUAAAAAUCCAGCGUAUCAAAAUAUUUAGAUGAUCCCAAUGCCAGUGACACUUCUCCUGGGGUCAAAGAUUUGAAGAAGCCGGAUAAAAACAAAACCAAAAAUAAAAGAAAAUUUAAAAAAAAUACAAAUUUAUACAAAAAAUAAACAAACAAAAAGUCAAUAAAAUCAAAUGUAGGUGCUGUCUUGGUCCAGCUGCCCAACACGUUUCGUCCGAGAAAAGGGCUUCCUUAGGGGUAAAUCAAGGUGUGUGUCGCAAAUCAAUAUGGAAUUUAGUUACACCAUAUGACCAUAUUCGAUAUAUAUAUAUAUAUAUAUAUAUAUAUAUAUAUUUGGUAUAUAUCGGUGGGUCCUACACUAAUUUCAACAUGGGAGGUUAAAAUGCUCACUGCUAUGCUCACUGCUUAAACUGCUUCCAAAGACUCUCCAGAAAUGUAUGCUGUCCUGUGAUCACCAGUAAAAGGGCACCUAGAGUAGAAGAGUGGGUUUGCUCAACCUAAAUGGAAUCUGAUCUGGACUCUAAACAUACAUGGAAAAAAAAUUGGGGGACACCAAUGGAACAUACAUUUCUCAGUAGUGGCGCUGCCAUAAAGACCAAAACGUAAAACUGUUUUACUUUAAUCUGACAUUGGGCCACUUGCUUAAAAUUGAAUACAAAUGUAAAAUUUUAAAUACAAAAUGACUUACUGUAAAUUUUAAUUGACUUCUACAUAUUUCAAGACAUUAUAUAUUCGUGUGUGUGCUAAUUCCCCACAGUGAAAAUGGGGACAUGAGUGAUCCUUGGAAUUGAAUAUAACAUAUGUAUUGGAUCAUGGGGAUAUUGAUGGGAAUAAUAAGUACAUUUGGAAAGGAAGUUAGGGAUAUAAAGAAAGCUUCGGAGAGCCCUAUAAGAUGAGGAAAGAGGAAUGGGGAUGAUAAUAAUAGAGAUGACUAUGGUUGAAAAGACAAGAGGUUGAUAAAUGAACACUAAGAUUGAGAACUACAUGACAGGCGCAUAGUCGCCAUAUGGGCAGUUGGAAUUCCCCCAAAAACACACUGACACUGAUGUAUAGGUCAAUAUGUUCACAGCUUUAUUAAUAUUGAUAACAAUAAAUUAAAGUCAUUGCCCAGCCCCCAUCCCGCCAUAUAACAUCAUAUGUCCCCAAAAUAAAAGGCAAUUACCCAUUAUUUCUGUAAAUCUAAAUAACAUCAACAACCAUAAGAACAAACAUCAUCAACAUAAUAUAAGUGCCAAACUUUGUUAAAUAACCACGGUAGGUGCAUACCCGGAUACCCCUACCACUGGUCUAGAAGAUUAACUCUUUUUACUGUGAAAGAGAAAGAAGAUUAUUAAUUGAUGAGAUUGGGAAACAAGUCUGGAUGAUUAAGUGGAUGGAACACAGGUUGAGAAGAAGAGAGAGCCCCGACUCUGAGAAGAGAGAGUAAAAAGGUUGACAAGCUAAGAAAAAAUGAAGGCUGAUAGAAAAGGUUGAGAAAAAGAGAGCAGUAGGCAGUCAAGACCAAAAAAAGUGGCAUCUUUGGAGGUCUCAAGAUUAACCUGUCAGAGCACUCUGAUUGGUGUGCUUAACCCCUUAAGGAGCAAACUUCUGGAAUAAAAGGGAAUCAUGACAUGUCACACAUGUCAUGUGUCCUUCAGGGGUUAAGCCAACCAAUCAGAGUGCUCUGAGUCAUAUUGCACAGCAUGGGUAAGCUUUAUAAGGCUUUUCCAGUUAAUGUCCCUUCCCAGUUAAUUCUUUUUUAGGUGCCCCAUUUUCCCUUUAUUGGAUUAGCAACUGGGCAGCAAUAUCUGCCCAGUAGCUAGUCUUUUCCUAUGAUAGUGAGCAGCCAUUGACUGUUCUCUGUUUAGUAGAAAUGCCCCUACUUGCAGCAAAGUGGGUAUGGGCAGGAGGUAGGAUUUAACUUCCCUUUUUUUUUUUUUAACUAAUGCUUAGUAUUUUUUUACUUAGUAUUAGUAUAGUUGUCUGAAAGACCAAAAUUACCAAAAGGAAAGGCUUUCAGUUUUUUAGUAGAUAGCUUCCUAAUGCUUGUGGGAUUGCCAUAAGAACACCAAAAAGGAGUGAUUUACUAAACAGCUCCCUUAUGGCAGUCCCACAAGAGUACCAAUUUAGACAGUUACCUAUGAUACGACUGCAAGAUGCAGCCGUGGCCCAGGACACUGCCAAAAGUGGGACAGUUGGGAGCGCUGAUUAUAUUCACAGUGUUUCUAUAUUCCAAACUCCACUUCUAGAAUAUUAGUUUUAGGAGAAGGACUGAAGAGAAGCUGCAAAUAGCAGGUGCUGUUCAUGAAAGAAUCUCCCACUAACUAUCUCAUAUGACAUAUACUUUUAACAUACCUACCAACUCUGGUGUCCUAAGAAUUUGACGAAGUAAAGGGAGCCGACCAGUGAUGCAAUCGUGUCACUAGCUCCAACCCAAAAGGGCAGGCCCUGCAGCGAGCACAGUUUCAGCACUCCCUACAGGAUCCAAGUACCCUACUCAUAGUGCGAGCAUGUCUAUUGAUGCACUCGCGCACUGAUUGUUGGGAACAGUUCCCUGGUGUCCCCAAAACUGUCCCAUCGAAUUCAGGGCGGUUGGCAGGCAUGUAUACAUCAACCAUACUACACUGAGAUUAGCGGCCUCUCUACUGCACAAUGUCUGUCACUCAAUACAAUGUUUUUCUGCAGUAUGACUUCAACCACCGUGCAUUAUAGACUAUGAUUACAUAAUCUGGCGUAGUAUUUUGUUGUGUAUUUCACUUUUACAAGCCAGUUUUUCACUGGCAAUCAAAACAUUUCUAAUUUUCAAGAUUUUUUUGUAUCUAUACUGAACAGAAGAUUUACAAAUAAAGUUUUUUCACAUUUUUUUCAUUUUGUAAAAUUAUUAAACCUACACUGCCACCUACUGCCAUCCUUAGUUCUAGCAGAUAAUUAGGAAUAGUAAAAAGGUGUAAUCUUCUAUAUCCAAGUAUUAACAUAGCCAGAUAGUUAUUAUUAUUAUUACUGGUAUUUAUAUAGCGUCGGCAUAUUCCAUAGCGCUUUACAAUAUUAUCAAAGAGGGAGAUUUAACAAUUAAUGAGACAAUUACAAAAACUUACAGGAACAAUAGGUUUAAGAGGGCCCUGCUCAAAUGAGCUUACAGUCUAUAGGAUAUUUAAUAUUUAUUAGUGAAAAUGCUUGCUAUUAUCCUAAAAGGCAGUACAUUUUCCAAUCAGGUUGCACCUUGCAUUCAUAGUGAUACACCUGCUACACAUUCAUUACAUACAAAAUAUAAAAAGUUUAUAUGUUGUGAAUGAAUGAUUACAUUUAAUUUUCUCUUUGUGUACUUUAUGGAAUUUAUCACCAAUACAAAUCUCCUGAAUGUUCUGUUGUUGAAGUGUUCUAUUCCAGAGAGAAAAGAACCUGUAUAAUAGGUCAGGGAGUAGGAGCGGAGCCCUGGUUGUAGAAUCAAUGAAUGCCCCUGCCUCCCUACCUCUCUCCCCAGUGUCCCUCUCCGCCUCCCAUUGUGUAUGGGGUUGGCUGACCGUGAUUGUGUAUGAUGCAGCUAAGUGUGAUUGUGUGUGACAAGGCCGAGUGUGAUUGGUCGGUAUUGCUGGCAGGAUACUGGGUGGUCCUAAAGAGGAGCAAUUUGACUGCAUUACUUGCAGGUGCAAACCAUAGUAAGGUCCCUCUCAGUUCCCACCCAUUGGUGGAGGGUGGGGGCUAUUAAUGAAAGAUAGAAAGGGGGGUUGACAUGCAGUUGAGUCCAAAUAUAUAUCAAUAUUUGAUAUUUUUUCGAUAUUAUUCAAACUGAAAAUGAUCUGCUCUAGUUAAGCUCUUAAUGGCUGUAAUUAAAUUGAUAUGAACCAUUAAGUGGCUUAUCAGAAACUAUUAAGCUGAUGAUAAAAGUGAUUUGCUGGAAUUAAAUUGAGGCUAAAAUGAUGUAGCAUACAGAGGAAUAGUAUGUACAAAGCACAUGGAAAUAUUGUUUUUUUGUUUUACAAAUAAUAGUAUAGACAUAAUGUUUAAAAUGUUAAAUAUUAAAGGGACAGUUAGAUCAUCUUAAGGCACUAUAACAUCUUCAUCUAAAUAAAGUUGCUAUGGUGCCAGAAGGCCCCCUGCGCACUGUUACUUCAAAACCAUAGCUGCCUCCAGCAUUGAUCUCCACUCCCCCACCCCUCCCCUACCCCCAGACGACACCUGGUUUAUCGCCUUGAGGUAAGAGUGCGCCAGGUCCUCCUGGCACUAUAGCAGCCUAAUUUAGAUAAAGUUCUUAAGGAGUCUGGGAUGCUCCUUUAAGCUUUUUCAUGGUAAUAGACCUAAUUUAAAGGUAAAUUUAAAAUAGAAAUAAACAAAACAUCUUUUUUUGUAAAUCUACUUCCAAUAGCAAAGCAAUACUCUAAUGUCUCCUCACAGGUUAUCGUCAAAAUGAUGUCAAUACUUUAUCUUCUACCUGUUCUCUUGCAUCAUGGUUUAUCAGCUCCAAGACUUACGGUAGGUACUAGGUUGUAUCUGGUGCAAUGCAGUUUUAUAAAACUUUAUUUAGAAAAGGAAUUUGUUGGCUGUAAUUAUAUUUACACCAACAGGGCCACCAGUAAUCCAAGUAUUUUUAAUGCAAGGCCCUCCCUCACACCUAAUUAUGCUGAAGUAGGGGUAAAAGGAAAGUAAUGCCUACUCUUACAAAGUUAUUUAUUAAAAUGAGAAUUGUUGGGAAAUCAAAGUGAAUUCAAAGUGACCACUAACAAUUCUCACUUUAGUAAAUAACUCUGUAUGAAAGGAAAAUUUGAUAGAAAAAAAUUCCCAAGAGGCAGAGAAAAUGAUACAUGUAUGGGAAUAAUAUAACAUAAAUAGAUAAUGACCAUAGUCAGGAUAUCUGAAAUGGGACUAAUCAUAGAAACUGAAAGUUGUGAUGCAGCCAACAGAGAGACAAAUAUAGAACAACAAAUAUCAGAAAAAAAAUCCCAGGUUACAUGAGUCAAAGCAAAUACAAGUAGGGUUAUAACAAAAAAGGUGUGGUGGAGCUAUUCACAUGAGCAAAAACCACCAAUGUGCACUGGACAAUGAGACUUGCUCUAUUACAUUGGUUGAAUUACAAGCAGUAUGAUAUAAAUAGAAACCCCAAGCCAGGGGCGGGCUGGGACAGGGGGGUGAGGGGUGCAGGGAGGGAAUUGCCUCCCAGGCCGGCCUAAAUCCAGGGCUGUCUUUAACAUGGGGCUGCCCCAGGCCCAGUUACACCUGGAGGUCCAAUGUAGCUGCCCCUUGGCCCCGCCACCCACAACCAGCAAAAGAAAAGUUCCCCCCUAUGGGCCCAUGGUGCUGGUAUUGUGGCUGCACUGGGGCCUACACACUAAGUGCUUUAACAGCACGACUGGGCCCCUUUACGGCAGCAUGGGAGGAAGUGUAGAACGUGAGUCACUUCCUACCACAGAGACAAAAAAACUGCGCGGGAAAGAGACAGAGCCAGAAGGCAGUGUGAGAGCCAGCAAGCAGAGCCAGACCCCAACUCCCAAGCACCCUCCCCAGCACACUGGACCCCAGCAAAGGUACCAGCAAAGGUAGGAAACUAGCUUUAAAAGUGUAAAGUUUGUGUGUGUGUGUGUGUGUGUGCAUUUGAGUAUGUGUGUGUCAGUAGGUCUGUGUGUGUGUCAGUAUGUCUGUGUGUGUGUCAGUAUGUAUAUCUGUGUGUGUGCGUGUCAGUAUGUCUGUGUGUGUGCGUGUCAGUAUGCCUGUGUGUGUGCCAGUAUGUCUUUGUGUGUGUCGGUAUGUCUGUCUAUGUGUGUCAGUAUGUCUGUCUAUGUGUGUGCAAGUAUGUCUCUGUGUGUGUGCCUGUAUGUGUGUGUGUGUGUCAGUAUGUCUGUCUGUGUGAGUCAGUAUGCCUGUCUAUGUGUGUCAGUAUGUCUAUGUGUGUGCAGGUAUGUCUCUGUGUGUGUGCCUGUGUGUGUCAGUAUGCCUGUAACAGUGUGGAAAAGGUGGGCAUGGAUGGUGAGGUGAUAAGGUGGUGCAAUGGGCCACUUGACUGGAUUUGCCCCCCAGGCCUAAAGCUGCCAGCCCUGCCCUGCCCCAAGCACAUGCACACAGAUUAGUUACAAGUAUGUUAUCAGAUGAUAAUGCAGAACAACCAUGUAGCAUCAGAAGAACAACACUGUCACGUGAAUUGUCAGAAUGGUUGAGUAGGAUCUGUUGGAGAGCGAGAGACAAAAACUGAAACUGGAUGAUGCUAAACUUCAUGCUGGUGACAGAAGUCUUGAUCUUGCCAAGGAAAUAGGGAGAAAUCUUACAGAAAAUGCAGUGAUGGUCUUGCUUACUGCUGUCUGUUUCUUUCUUUUCAAGGACAAAGAAAUCUGCAUCUUGGAUAAUGGAAAAUUACAUUAUAAGAUAACAGUUCUACAGGACAGGCUUCGUUUAGGAGACCUGCUGCUUCAAGACCUCAUUAAUAAUAACUAUCACUCGGUAAAGAGCAACGUCUUUAAAAGCAACAUUGAUAGAAGAAAGAUAGACAUACAAGUCCCUCCAACCAGUGGGAAUCUGAUCGUUCAUGAUGAAGGUAGGAAUGGAAGCCCCUUUUCUGCAAAGUUUUCGGUAGGCACCUGUAGGCUUAACUAGGGAAUUUAUUUUAAGUGCAAUAUUUUUCACUAAAAAGGCAUUCCUGGUUUAGAUUUACCACCCCAUCUCAUGCACAUACUUUUUUAAUGGAUUAUAUCUGCCACUGUUAACCACACAUAUUUUAAUUCUCUGGAUUCUACUGUGAUUUUAGUAACAUUGUGGAUUCCAUUAGCUUGAUCUUCACCUGCCAAUCAUUAUAGAAAGAGCAGAGACAAAAGAGAAGAUACAGGAAGAAAGUUUAGGUUUCCCCUUCUUUUGCGCAGUGUGUACCCUGGCAUCAAUGUUGUGAUCAAGAGUUUAUCCAGUGGUUUAAUUUCUGGAAAAGACAUGGUUUCCCUUUAAUCCUUGCAGAUUGUUCUUCUGUGUUUGAAAGAGGAAAAAGGGAGAGCGGUUAUUAUCGCAUACAACCAACACCAGGGAAUGAGCCAUUUCUUGUGUACUGCGACAUGACUGAUGGAGGGGGUUGGACUGUGAUCCAGCGCCGCAGCAAUGGGAGAGUUAAUUUUAAUAAGUACAGACAUGAUUUUUCACAUAUUUGUUUCUAUGUAACAAGGAAAUACAUUAAUUUAACAUUAUUAACAUUAUUUAAAUUAUUAAUUUUAACAUAUUCAUAUUGUCUUAAAUGAGUAUCAACAAUUUUUCAGGGUAGCUCUGUUCGUGGCAAGUUACCAGAUUUCUUCUAGGGUAAAUCAUUUUUUUGUGUGGCCAUCCUAAAUACAAUGGACUCUAAGCGCUGCAUUUUUUGGUAUAUAGGGGCUAAAUACAUAGUCUUUUUGCUCCCCAAUGUGUGAUAAAACACUGCCUACAUUCUAUAUUCCGAGUGUCACCCAGAGUAAUGUCCAGGUGACCAGCAGGAGGGGGCGCACAGAGCUUUCCCUUCCUACUAGUCACCAGCUUAACGUGGCCUACUUACCGUGGUAGAGGAUAUUUUUUUAUUCUCUACCCAGUGUGACAGGAGGCUACACAAAGCAGCAAACACCUCUCUAUUAGACUGAGUAGAGGAAUAAAGAAGAUCCUCUACCCUGGUCCCUGAAUGCACUCUCCAACAGGGGGUCAGAGUGACGAAUAGGGUUGAGUCAAAGAGGGGGUGCAAGAGACAUUUGACAGUUUUUUUGACAACUGGCUGUUUUUUAGGGGGGGGGGGUUUCGUAAAAAAAAAUUUUAGUUAAAAAAAUAUUUGCUCACCUUAUAUUCUGGUGCGUAAUAUUCCAAAAACCCUGUAAAAACGUUUUAAAGUGAAACAGCCCAGGAUCACCUCUAAAUUACCCUAUAUAUAUUAUAUUACAUUAUGUUUAGAUUUUGCAGCACUCUGAUUUAGCCCAUUCUGCACAUUUUUUUGUUCUUCUGAUUAGGUUUCCAAAUCAGAAAAUCUCGACCGAAAUUCUUCCAAACCAGCAAUCAGCCUAAAUUCCCAAAACAAUUGCUAUUUACUGAAAAAAUCGGCACAAGUCAACCGAUUAUUGUUGUCUGCUUAAAACUAAAUGGCUGACAUAAUGCAUACGCAGUUACCUACCUAAUUCUAUUGUGUGUUUUCAUUGCCAAUGAUUUAUAAGGAAACCACAUGCAGCUAAAUAUUAUGUGUUACAUCUUGUGAACAAUUCUCAGUUGGGCACAAACUGUUCCCAAUGGAGGAUCCCCUAAAAUGGCAGCACUGGAGUGACAGUUUUUCUUUAAAUUAUACAAUUAUGGGUCACUAAACAAGAUAUGAGAAAACAUAAUUCAGCAUAAAUAUAUCAUACUUUAAAUUAUAUAUAUAUUUUUUUCUCUUCAUUAACCAGACAUUGUUCAUUGCUUUGCAGAAAAUGGGAUGACUACAAACAAGGAUUUGGUUUCUUUAAAGGUAAAAACGAUGAAUAUUGGCUUGGGAACAAUCACAUUUAUAGCCUUCUUGAUAAAAGUAAGUACAUUGAUGCAGGUUUUAAUCCAUUCUUUAUCCAGUCACUCUGGCAGUUAAUGAUUUAAUGGCAGAUUGCUUACCGCUCAUUCUAUGAUUGUCCAGGAGAAAUGUCACUGCAAAUUGAUCUCAUGGACUGGAAAGGAAACAAACGAAAUGCAAUCUACGAAGAGUUUAGAACAGGAAAUGAACAGGUAAGAACAGCCUCCCAAACAGGGUGGACAAUUAAGGCCCACAUUAAACAUAUUUAUUUAGAGGCAAACAAAUAAAUAACCAACAAAUAUGGCAACAGUUCCCAAGGCUAACCUCAGUAUAAAAGCUUGGUGCUAAAUGUGCGUGUGGAUAUUUUACAUACUCUCAGGCCUAUGGGACAAAUGUCACAGGGACAACGAUCAAUAGUCCUAGGGCAGCAUUUUCUGUCUAUUGUUUUAUUGUGCUGUUACCUAUAACGCUGGUUAGUCUCGUACAGAAUGGCAUGAGUGGAGUUUAUUUUGUACUUUGUCUAAUAUCGGAUAAAGUUACAUUCAUAAGCACUGCCACAGUGAGUCACGAGGACUCCAGACACACAGUGUUUGAGAGUCAUCUAUUCCUGAAGUAGCCCACUCACAUUGCCAUUCUUACCGCUUUUGGCCUCACAGUACGGCGCUGGGUGCUGGACCCUGGUAUAUAAUUUUUAUUGCCACUGUUUUUAACAGAGUGCUCGCCUUGAAAGGGAGCAGGAGAGAAAUGUCAACGCGAGCACAGCUCUCCCACUUCCCUCUUAGACCACCAAGGAAAAUCACAUGGAAAUAAGAGCUUUGGCUUUUGGGGCCCAGUUGGACCAAGCAAAACUUCUGUAAAAUUAAUAAUUUCCUAUUUGCAAACAUUCCCUCAAGUAUAGAGUGUUCACUUUUUUUCAACUCACAAAAACAGAUUUGGGAUAUGUACAUACAGUGUGUUGGUCUAUUUGUCCUUUGGGACAGUUCGCUAGCACAUUCGAAGAAACACUCUGACGUUAGAAAUACAAACUUGUACUCCAGACCCCCCAACGCUGGUAAAUAAUAAAUAAAAAAAGCUUCAUUAUUUACCUUUAUUUCCUCUCUGUAAAGGUCUCCAUACAGCUAGUGAUCAUCCCUUGGCAUAGAUCAUAAUUUCCGAUGAUCUCAGAUAAUUCAAUGCUUUUCCAUAGGGAUGCGCAUGCAUGGCAAUUGCUGUGUAACACCAAUCAGAAUCUCUUCAGAGAGGUGCCUUGACAUGUUGCAUCUGUUUGGGGAACGUUUUGUCAACUAUAUGCAGAAGACGAAGACACUGGAAGUCAGUUGCUGCAAAGUUCCAAGACUGCAACAGGAUAGACCUCUAGUGAACUUGGAUUGGCAAUUACUAGAGGUGACCUUAUGGACAAAUAUAACCACUGCAUUUUCUCAGAGAAGGCAGUGGUUACAAUUGUCAGACAGCAGGGACAGGCUCUAUGCACCAGAACCCCUACAAUACGCUGCAGUGGUCCUGGUGCAUAGAGUUAAAAGACCACUAUAGUCACCCAGACCACUUCAGCUCAAUGAAGUGGUCUGGGUGCCAGGUCCCUCUAGGGUUAACCCUGCCAUAGAGAAACUGCUAUGUUUACAUUUGGGGUUAAGCCAGCCUCUAGUGGCUGUCUUCCGGACAGCCACUAGAGGCGCAUCUGUGACGCUGGAGGCAUUUUAUGCCUCCAUCACGCAGAGCAUCCAUAGGAAAGCAUUGAAAAAAUGCUUUCCUAUGGACACUUUGAAUGCGCACGCGGCACAUGCGCAUUCCGCUUCGCUGACAUCAGACGGGGGAGCUGACGUCGGCAGGGGAGGAGAGGUAAGGGAGCCCGGCGGUGGAAGAAGGUGAGUAACUGUAGGGGUUUUAACCUUCAGCACCACAGGAGGGGGAUCCAGGGUGGGGGCACCCUCAGGUACUAUAGUGUCAGGAAAACCGAUUUGUUUUCCUGACACUAUAGUGAUCCUUUAAAGUAUAUAUUUUUCAAUAACACUAAGUAAGUUAUUUCCUUUAAGGCAAAUUGGUAUUUGAUUAUAACCAUUUAAUUAAAAAAAAACAAAAAAAAUCUGCUACAGUAUUCUGAAAAUAUUGCAUGGAGCUGUUGAUACAUUUGAGGUUUAGGAUAUAUAAGAUAAGAUAUAACUGAAAAUAAUAUGCUGAUGAAGCAAAGUGCCAUUUUAUGUAUAUGACAAAUAUAUUUGUAUAUUUUUUAUAGGAUAAUUACAAGCUAUGGGUGGGCUACUAUUCAGGCACUGCUGGAGAUGGCUUGUCUGGGGGGAGCAACUUUGAAAAUCAAUGGUCGGCAUCAUUAAAGGGAAUGCCAUUCAGCACUUCGGAUAAAGACAAUGAUAGAUUCAUUCACGGGAAUUGUGCGCAGGAGAACAAAUGUGGCUGGUGGUUCAACAGGUAAGAAAGCUUAACAAUUAAUCUAAACAAUUAAGAUUUUAAAAUUUGCUUUUUUUUAUUAUAAAGGGACGAUUAAUUGCAUGUAUUUUAUGGGGGGUAGGGAGGAAUAAUUAUUCAUCUUUAAAAAUGUAUUUUAUACCACAUAUCUUUUGAAAAUGUCUGUAAGCAUUCAUCUCCCUUCAUAUUGACCUGCAAUGGAUUCUACCCAAUUUAGUACUUACUGGGUUAAAUCACUAAACCGAUAAUUUGGGGAGAUUUGAUACCAUUCCUUUUCUUUGAGGUUACUAUUUUGCUCAGCUACAAUUCCAAGUUAUUUAUAGUACUGAUUGCUUUACUCAAUUAUAAUUUGAUUUAAUGAGAUGAUAGUGAACAUGCUACAUACAUAUAGUACAUGCAUGUUUUAUGUAUAUACACAUACAUACAAUGAAACGUUUGCUCCCACUAUAAACGAAGAGCCAUAUAAUGCUAUAGCCAGUGGCAACUAAAGUAUACAUGUUUAACAAACGUCAACGUUCAUUGCUAUUUAGCUUGUUUGAGGCAAAAAUGUAAAGAACAUGGGCCACAGUUUAUGAUUUUUGGAUAAGCUUUUCAAAUGAUUUAAUAUUUUUGGAUAAACUUUUAAAUUUAUUUUUUUAUAAUUUAAAAAAUAUAUCACAUAGGAGGUGGAGCCAGCUCUUGACCGGAGCACUCGCAUGCUUGCAGCGCUCUGUCUCAAUGGAUUGAAACCACAUACAAUUUAAGCUUUACCAGGGGUAUUUCUGGCAUACAGACUAUCUACAAGGACUGCUCUACCUACGAUGCGGAAAACUAAAAAAUGAAAGCCGGACCGGCGUUGGCAUUCUGCAAAUAUAAAACCAAAACGAAUGUAGCGCUUAGAUAGUAAAUAAAUAAAUCACCUUUGAUUAAAUUGGACAGAGGAUUUCCCCUUAUAUACUCAAUAUGGUACAUUUGUUUUGGUUUUGUAUUUGAUGUUGGUGAUGCAAGGGAUCGCUUGAAUGUAUAGCAGCUGAUUAUUUAAAAGCAGAUAUAUUGUGAUCUAAUUCUAUUUAAGAAGCGCUGGUACUCAUUUUACUAUUCUGCAAAUAUAGGCUUCCUGUUCAUAGGCCGCAUGGCGAAAUGAGGCCUGACAUGGUGUUGGAUCGCUGAGAUUUUUCAGACACUUUUGGCUAGCUGCCGCUGUAUAGAAAGGAGAAUCUGGGCUUUCAGGGACGCCAUAAAUCUAACCUUUCGGUCAAGGGGGCAUCUACUCCGGCCAUUCUAACAAUCCUCUUGGUGGACCUUCAUCACAGCAUACUGGCAGAUAUCUCCCAGGUCAGAGGACUUAGCAUUGUGGAGAAGACUGCAGUGACCCACGGUGCACAAAUUUCUAAAUUGAAGAAACAGGUCGGUGACCUGACCAUAACUCAUGACCAUCUGGAACACCAACUAGCAGCACUUUAAGAUAAAAUAUAGUGGGAACACUGAAGAUAAUAGGCCUGUCAGAUGAUAUUGCUAUGCCUGAACUGCCACACUUGAACUAGACGGCAUGUUCUGCCUGCCAAAGCCUCAGUCGAACACAUCGGCUGCCUCUAUUAAUCUAUUGAUCAAAUUUCAAAGUGGGCAAGACAAAUCUGCCUUAUUGCCUCUCGUGCAUGACUCUACAACAAAUGAAAUCAAUUUAAUUACUUACGUGACGUGAUCAUAACACUAUCUUGUAUGAGAUCAUAUUAAGGCUGAUUUAAUACAGUGUGUAAGCACUACAACAUAACACACAGUCUGACAAAACAACGUAUUAUUCGUAUGUUUUUGCGCCUGUCUUUGUAUACAUCUUGUAUACCAUGUUAUGUCAAACAUGUGUCUGCCUGUGGCAUAAAUAAAUAAUUAAAAACAAUAUUUUUUAUAUGUAUAUCUAUAUUAUAUAAAAAAUAUAUCAACAAAUUUAAAAAAAAGUUUUUUUCAGCAAAAUAUUACAUUUCAAACGUUUAAACAAAAUGUUUUAACUACUUGUCAAAAAUAUUUAAACCAAGGCCAUGGUUGGACAGUGUGCAAGGCUCCGUAACACCUCUGCAGGAACUAUGAUUGGAUGUUCUCAAAGGAAAACAGCUAACAAUCACAUAUUUACAAUUUAAAUACCUUUAUAUUAAAACAGAAUAUCCACUUAAUUGAAAAGAGAAGAAUGGGAAAGCUAAGAACAUAGACUGUGCAGGGUUGUGGAACAUAAGAUUAUUACUAGAAGCGAUGGGAACACCCAAGUAGGAAUGAUCAGGAAGAGAUUUGGAAGGAAGGGUUCCAUUACAGAAUGUUGACUUGGGUAUGGAAUCCAGGCCAUGACUAAUUUCUCUUUCUUCAUUUGCUUUCUUCCCUCUAGGUGCCAUAUAGCCAACUUAAAUGGCGUAUAUUACAAAAAUGGGAAUUACACUGGUGAAUAUGACAACGGAAUCGUUUGGUCCACUUGGCGAGGCUUGUGGUACUCAUUGAAACAUGUAUCAAUGAAGAUCAGAAGACCCACAUUUCUCGAUGUGGGCAGUGGAACUGGCAUAAAUGGUUAAUUGAACGUUAUUGCCAAGGACAGGCACCAAUUACACUGAUGUCAGCUGAAAUAGUGCAAAAGCAGCUAGAAACAGCUCCUGUUAAAAUAUAUUGUUACCGGUAUAUUUUUCAUAUUAUUUACUUUGCAGAAUUUACUGUACAGCAAGUUCCAAUAUCUAGGAAAAUUAUACUAAUCAGACAGGAUAUCAAAAGACAUGUGAACUGAAGCUAUAUUUGCUUGUAUGUGAAAUUAAAGCCUUGGAAUGCCCGUCCAUAUAAUGUUUAAAACACAGUAAAUGACAUUAAAUGUUAUCUGUUUCCAUGUGAUUUUAUAUUUACUCUUCACAUUAACAAGGUUAAUCCCCUAAGGAGUGAAAUAUACAGAAUUCAGAGUGAAUUUUACACUUAAG
Pelobates cultripes (western spadefoot toad) is the source of this 16479-nucleotide messenger RNA. The record is from the annotation of a GenBank genome assembly. NCBI's taxonomy places the organism in Eukaryota, Metazoa, Chordata, Amphibia, Anura, Pelobatidae.